This is a messenger RNA of Camellia sinensis, 1790 nucleotides long. Its product is annotated as 7-deoxyloganetin glucosyltransferase. NCBI's taxonomy places the organism in Eukaryota, Viridiplantae, Streptophyta, Magnoliopsida, Ericales, Theaceae. Gene Ontology annotation, molecular function: quercetin 3-O-glucosyltransferase activity; quercetin 7-O-glucosyltransferase activity. The record is from RefSeq and is a predicted model, not a curated record.
UGAUUAAAAUAAGUCCCGUCAACGGUAAACGUCGAAGAGCAUCCUAAUCUCCAUCAGAAGAUAAAACAAUAGAAAAAAUUUGGUGAUAAUAGACCUUUUUCCCAUGGAAUAAAUCUUCAUCUGUAUAUAUUUCCUGCAAUUACCCACUUGAACCCCCAAACUUGCCAUCAAUUUUUGUUUUCUUCAAAUUAUUGUAUUACAAAACCAUGGAAUCCAAAAACAAGCCUCAUGCAGUUUGCAUACCUCUUCCAGCACAAGGCCACAUAAACCCCAUGUUAAAGCUAGCCAAGCUCCUCCACUCCAGAGGCUUCCACGUCACCUUCGUCCACACACAAUUCAACCACAACCGCCUCCUCAACUCCACCGGUCCACACUCUCUUUCCGGUUUACCCGAUUUCCGGUUCGAAACCGUCUCUGACGGUUUACCAGCGACGAACCAGAGGGGCAUACUGGACCUUCCGGUUCUGUGCGAGUCAAUGCCGGUUCACUGUUUGGAAUCGUUUAGGGACCUCAUGGUUAGGCUUAGAGAUUUGAAAGAUGUGCCUCCGGUGAGUUGUGUUGUGUCUGAUGGUGUGAUGAGUUUUACUAUGGAAGUGGCGGAGGAGUUUGGGCUGCCGGAGUUGCUGUUUUUCACUCCGAGUGGGUGUGGGAUGUUGGGUUAUCUUCACUUUGAGGAGCUUAUUCAAAGAGGCUACUUUCCAUUGAAAGAUGAGAGUUGCUUGACCAAUGGAUACCUCGACACCGUGAUUGAUUGGAUCCCUGGAAUGAAAGGCAUUCGACUAAAAGACCUCCCAACAUUCAUCCGAACUACCAAUCCGCAGGACACAAUGUUCAACUACAACUUACAAUCAAUGACCAAUGCUUUAAAAUCCAAAUCCAUGAUCCUCAACACAUUUGAUGAUUUAGAACACCAAUUCCUAGACAUCAUCAAAACCAAAUUCAACAAUCUCUACACUAUCGGCCCUUUAUCUCUCCUCCACCGCCAACUUUGCAACUCCGAGCCCCUAAACUCUAUUCAAUCAAAUCUAUGGAGAGAAGAAACAGAAUGCUUGGAUUGGUUGGACCGAAAAGAACCAAGAUCGGUUGUGUAUGUCAACUAUGGAAGCCUCAUAAUCAUGACAAAGGAACAAUUGAGUGAGUUCGCUUGGGGACUUGCUAAUAGUAAGUACUCAUUUUUGUGGGUGAUUAGGCCUGACCUUGUUGAUGGUGGCGAAGAGAUCUUAUCGAGUGAUUUCAUGGCAGUUAUAAGAGAUAGGGGCUUGUUAUUAGGUUGGUGUCCCCAAGAGAGAGUUCUUGGACAUGUGGCGGUUGGAGGGUUUUUGACACAUUGUGGGUGGAAUUCGAUUCUGGAAAGCAUUUGUGAGGGGGUACCUAUGAUUUGUUGGCCAUUUUUUGCGGAGCAACAGACGAAUUGCUUGUAUUUGUGUCAAGAAUGGGGGGUGGGGAUGGAGGUGGAUGGCGGCGUGAGGAGAGAGAAAGUGGAGGGGUUGGUGAGGGAGUUGAUGGAAGGAGAGAAGGGAAAGGAGAUGAGGAGAAAGGCCAUGGAGUGGAAGCAGAGAUCAGAGGAAGCUACAAAGCCUGGUGGGUCAUCUUAUGUUAACUUUGAUAUGGUAGUCAAGUACCUAAAACAGGAGUCAUUAACAACUACCAAGCCUUAACCUUAGCUUGUGAAUUUGUUUUAUAGCAAUGUUAUCUGUCCAAAAAAAUUAUUUGUAACUGUCAAUUUUUAUAAGAUGAAUGUGAUUUGAUAAUACAAUUAUUAAUAUUCAAUCACUUUGAUUUUUUAUAUA